AUGGGUGUCUUCAGAUCGGAGCCGAUGAGACACGGUACUUUGGUGUUACCUCAAGAAGGGGCCAAAGACUUCAUAACUGCCAUCGGCAGCAAAGUGCAAGUUCAGAUUCAAGAUAUGAAUGGAAACAGUCUGUCUCGCGCAUACCGCCGUCAGCUGCAGCGCCUAGAGGAGCUUGAAAGAAUGCUUCGCUAUCUAGUUCAGCAGAUAGAGAGCAUUGCGGAAGUUCGUCUUUGUGACUUAGCAACCGAUUUAGACAGAGCAGCAGAUGCUGCUGCAGCUGCUGUCGUAGCGGCUGCUGCCGCCUCUGCAGACGCUCCAGACGUGGAGGCUACAGGCGGAGUCGCUUCUGUUGCACCAGAUGCUGCUGUGGCAACAAAGCCCCAAGUUUACAUGCUGGAUCGCGUGGAAGACAUGUUGAACAAGGUGUAUGGCCAGUUUCUCCGGUUUGCUCAGAACAACAAGGAUCUGCAACGCGAGAAGAGUGCCGCCGAGGAGGAGUUGGAAAUUGUGUCUUUUGCUGCUUCACAGCUUCGCUCUUCUCUUCAAUCCCCUUGGCACGUCGAUCCAGGGUUAGCAGCAGAUCCUGCUGCUGCAGCACCGGCAGGCAGCAGCUGCUGCAGCAGCAGCAGCACCCCCACUCUUACGCGACAGCAGCAGAUGCAGCAAGUCAACACUACCAGAGCAGUCACAGCAGACUCUCACGCGCGUUCUUCUUCCGCUAGGAGGCGGCGUCCUGCUCAUCAGCCGAGCAGCAGCAGCAGCAGCAGCAGCAGCAGCAGCUGGCAAUCCGAAUUGCAGCAAUCAGAGCAUCAUCAAGGCUUCCCACAGUCCGCCUCGAAGCACCUCCUCGCCCCUGGAUUGUAUUCUUUGGAAAUAGGAGAGCUAAGCAGUCUGGUAUUUUCUGCUGUUGCUGGUAUCAUGCUCGCAAAGGAUCAGGAGCGAUUUGCCCGCGCAAUAUUCCGAACAACGCGAGGAAACGCAUUUACACACUUCAAGAGAAUCGACGAAGAAGAAGUUGCAUCGCAUCCAAACGCAACGGAACCCAAGUCUUUGUUCGUCACUUACUUCCAGGGAGCAGCCACAGGAUCGGCCUUCAUGGAAAAGGUGAAGUGCGUCUGCUCGGCCAUGGGAGCCCGUACAUACACCUGGCCGCGCAGUGGGGAGGAGGCGCAGCAGCGACAGCAGCAGCUGCAGCAGUUGUUGCAGGAUAAGGCAGCGGCAGCGGCAGCUUACGAGGAGUACUUUCUCAAUGAGGUCGGCGUUUUCCUAGAGCCUGUGCCUGCCGUGAACAUGCCGCUGAUUGCUUCAGCUGCAGCUGCAGCAGCAGCCGCGGCAGCAGCAGAAGGCGACUUGCAUGCAGCCGCAACAGCAGCAGCUGCUGCAGCUGCAGGCAUAAGGCGACGCCCUCUGAUCACGGAGCUGCAGAGGUUUGUCUUGCGCGAAAAGGCAGUCUACACGGCACUCAACUUGUUCGCCCUCUCAGAUGCCACCCUACGAGCCGACUGUUGGUUUCAGGAGGCGCAGGAAGGGACCUUAAGACAAACUCUCGCGAAAGUUGCUGCAGAAAAGAAUACGUCUGCAUUCUUGCUGGUGCAUGCCGAGAGCCGCAUCGGGGAUGCUGAAGGGGGAGGGGGAGGGGGAGGAUCCUCAGGAGGCUUUCUUCCGCCGACUGUCUUCAAGACAACUUGCUUCAUGGCUCCCUUCCAAAGCCUUGUUGACACAUAUGGCAUUGCUCGCUACAGGGAGGCUAAUCCUGCCUUUUUUGCGGCUGCCAUUUUUCCUUUUCUUUUUGGAGUUAUGUUUGGUGAUGUUGGUCAUGGACUGCUGCUGCUUGUUGCGGCUGCUGCACUCUUCGUAUUCAAGCGCAAAGAAACGGCUGUUUCGGAUGAAAUGGUUGCUAUGCUGCUGAAUGCCAGGUACAUGAUUCUUUUGAUGGCGUUGCAUUCGAUAUUUGCGGGAUUCAUGUACAACGAGAUCUUCAGCAUGGGGCUGAAUGUCUUUGGAUCUCGGUGGGAGAAAGUAGCGGUGCAUGCAGACGGUUCGACGCCGUCAAUAGUGCCCUCUAUGGAAGGUCCCUACCCCUUUGGAGUGGAUCCUAAGUGGAGGGGUGCCAGCAACGAGCUGCUCUUUCUGAACUCCCUGAAAAUGAAGCUCGCGAUUCUCAUUGGAUUCUCCCACAUGACUGUGGGGUUGUUCCUAGGUUUAUCCAAUGCGGUGUACUUCCGAGACUGGCCGUCUGUGAUCCUUUCCGCGGUGCUGCGUGCGGUGCUGUUGGCGUGUAUUCCUUUGAUGUUUCUGGGAAAGCCGCUGUUCACGCUGUACGUACACCGCAAAAAGCGCCCGCCCUCCGGAUUUGAACAACUGGACAGCAGCGAGCCGAGCUGUAUCCAACUGCAGCAGCUGCAGGAGCAGCAGUAUCGACGUCAGCAGUAUGCUUCUCUGCUGCCGCUAGCAGGAUCAGCGGUGGGCGUCGGCACGGGUUCGCGCGAUCGAGAGGCAGAGGUUCCUGGUCAUGCAUCGACGCACGAUGAUGGCGAGGGUCUCUCGGAGUUAUGGCUGCACACGCUUAUUGAAUCCAUCGAAUUCAUAUUAGGGACUAUUAGCAACACGGCCUCCUAUCUCAGGCUGUGGGCACUCUCCCUUGCGCACCAGCAGCUGUCGAUCGUCUUCUUUGAAAAGACGGUUGGCGCUGCCUUUGAGCCGGGGCAGUCCGUCCCCCAAAUGGCAUUCAAGUUGAUCGUGUUAUUUCCCCUAUUCUUCUGCGUGACAAUCUUCGUCUUGAUCGCCAUGGAGGCCCUCGAGUGCUUCCUGCACGCCCUAAGGCUCCAGUGGGUUGAGUUUCAGAACAAGUUCUACAAAGGCGAUGGCGUUGCAUUCCUUCCCCUCGACCUCAACGCAUUGCCUGAGGAUAGUAAGAGCUAG
Molecule: messenger RNA, 2922 nt
Organism: Cyclospora cayetanensis
Lineage: Eukaryota; Apicomplexa; Conoidasida; Eucoccidiorida; Eimeriidae
Product: V-type proton ATPase subunit a1
Exons: 14
Coding region: 1-2922 (973 amino acids)
Biological process (GO): vacuolar acidification; proton transmembrane transport
Cellular component (GO): vacuolar proton-transporting V-type ATPase complex; vacuolar proton-transporting V-type ATPase, V0 domain
Molecular function (GO): proton-transporting ATPase activity, rotational mechanism; ATPase binding
Source: RefSeq, a predicted model, not a curated record